AGAGACCACUAGAACAAUAGAAACUUGAUACUUGGAUAGAAACUAACCAUCAUCACGACAAUUAAAGAAAGGCAAAGAAAAAAAACAUGAAGAUAAUUGUCUCCAUCUUGGUUCUAGCUUCACUUCUUCUAGUCACUUCAUCUCUUGCUUCUGCUACUGUCUCAGAUGCUUUUGGUAGUGGCGCAGCAGCCCCGGCGCCUCAGAUCAAAGGUGGACCGGCAUUAGAGACAUGGUGUGGACAGAAGUGUGAAGCGAGAUGCAAAGAAGCGGGGUUGAAAGAUCGGUGUUUGAAGUAUUGUGGGAUAUGUUGCAAAGACUGUCAGUGUGUUCCUUCCGGCACUUAUGGGAACAAGCAUGAAUGUCCUUGCUAUCGUGACAAGCUCACUAACAAAGGCACUCCUAAAUGUCCCUGAUUCUACUUCUUUAAUUCCAACCAAAUUUUUAAUUAAAUAAAUAAUCUGAAAGAUCCAGUGAAAAUAAAUGGAUCUUUGCAUAUGAGUUAUUUUUAAUGUUUUUUUUCUUGUGUUAAUUUGGUUUUAGUGAUUAUAAUGUGGAAUUAUAUAUUUAUCACAACAAUCAAAGCUAUCUCAUGAUAGACAUGUUAUUUAAAA
This is a messenger RNA of Camelina sativa (false flax), 611 nucleotides long. RefSeq names its product gibberellin-regulated protein 7-like. Lineage: Eukaryota; Viridiplantae; Streptophyta; Magnoliopsida; Brassicales; Brassicaceae. The record is from RefSeq and is a predicted model, not a curated record.